This is a messenger RNA of Alosa alosa (allis shad), 3730 nucleotides long. Its product is annotated as protocadherin gamma-B4-like. Bases 1154 to 2587 code for a protein of 477 amino acids. Gene Ontology annotation, cellular component: catenin complex; plasma membrane. Gene Ontology annotation, molecular function: cadherin binding; calcium ion binding. Lineage: Eukaryota; Metazoa; Chordata; Actinopteri; Clupeiformes; Clupeidae. Gene Ontology annotation, biological process: homophilic cell-cell adhesion. The transcript is spliced from 11 exons. The record is from RefSeq and is a predicted model, not a curated record.
ACGAUUUCAUUGGCCUAAUUAAGUUUCGAUUUCUGGAGCUCACAAGCCAACGGAGAGUUGCUUAGCCCUAUUUAUUUACUCAAUGUUCUCAUUUCAAUGUGAUGUUAUGAAUUUGCUGCUCUCUUAAUUUCAAUGAAUAGAAUGUUCAUGUUGGACAAUUCAGUGUAGGCUAAUACACAAAGUGAUCACCAGCUACAAAAUACCCAAGGGAAAUGCAGAUGUUUUGCUCUGCACAGUUUUGUCCUCUGCCUUCAAGUGGAUACUGUGAUCUUCAGUACCUGAAGAUGGUUCAAUCACUCCCCCCACCCAUACAGUAUUGUUCCUACUAGUCAGGAUUGAUCCGACCACCCUUCAGUUGCAAGUCUCCGCAGCCAAGUGGUACCAAUCUGAAAAUCAUACUCAUUCUGCUCUUAUCUAUUUUAUCACUUGAUAAUUAUCAAAUAGCUCUUUGUGAAUUUCUCACUUUGAAUGACUGGAAUGUUGGUCAAUGCAAUGCUAAAGUAUAUCACACGAGGAGCAGUCACUAAUGGUGAAGCGGCUGAGUUUACAUUAGUUGUGCCAGCCUUGCAGGAUAUCCUCACUCACGUAAUGCCUCUAAUCAGAAAUUAAUAAAUUGUUGAACCAGUCAUAUCUAUUGCAUCUCUUAUUAUUAUUACUAUUAUAUUUCUAUUGCCCCUCUAUGCUUUUAUUAGCUAUUCCUGUUUGCUUUUGUUAUGUAAAGCACAUUGAAUGACCUCUAUGAAAUGCGCUAAGCUGUAGGCUAAAUAAAGUUGACUUGGCUUGACUUAUUAAAUUCAUUGUGAGGUUUUUCCCCCAUCUGUAGUGUCUGAUGAUGAUUUCUGAUUAAUCAUUAAUUUAGUUGAUGCAGUGCAUGUGUAUGACUUUGCACCGUUAGUAUAUUACGAACAGGCUAUAAAGACACAAAUGCUCUUUGAACUUUGCUCCCAAAGUCAUGGGAGUGUGUACAGUUCCUUCUUCUUCGGUGGAGCAGUGCUCACGAUAGAAUAGGGUUUAAAAAGUGAAUAAGAAAGAUAUCCUCUAAUGAUCUGAUAUUUUAACUAGACUGUAUUUCUUUUGAACCAGAAUUGUCUCGUGAGACACCAUGUGUCCUUUAGGCUAUUUCAAAUGCUGUGAGCGGUAACUCAGCGACAAUAUGAGGACUUCUCCGUAUGUUUGGAUUGUGAUCCUCUCGGCCUGGUGGUUCACAGACUUCAUUCACAGUCUUCCAGUGGAAACCACUAUAGACUGCACAACAGGGACAACUGUGUCUCUGGGGGAAGUAGAUGAAAAAUAUGCAGGGGACAUAGACAGUAUUAUCAGCAUUCCAAGUGGGACGGAGCUAACACCGGACUUUACACAGUGUCCACAGUGUGAACAGUUUCUGGAGUUUGUCUAUGUCGUCUCCAUAACAAAUGCUACAGUGAAAACAAAGACUCCACUGGAUGCAGAGGCAUUAACAGAAACAGGAGGUAUCUUAUCCUACUCCAUCACCUGUGCAUCCACUGGGGUGACAAAUGGUCGAAUAGUACGGAUCAGAGAUCUGAAUGACAAUGCUCCAAUCUUUGAAAAAGCGGAGUACAUUGCAAAUAUAGCAGGGACUUUAUCUGAGGGUGAGGUUGUGGUCCAAGUGAAAGCAGUGGAUGCAGAUGCCAGUCCAAUCAACAACCGUAUAACCUACAGCCUUCUGGCCACAGAGUCCAGCGCAACGUUUGCUGUGGAGCCAUCUAGUGGACAGGUGUAUGUAGUGUCUGCUGCUGGUCAGAUAGAGAAUGUUUCUCUGCAGGUGAUGGCAUCAGACCCACAUGGCCUCAAUGACACAACGACAGUCAAGGUGAUGAUAUGGGAAAGCAGAGAUGUUGUGGUGAUUUCUCUGAACCAGAAGAUUGGCACUGUGCAGAACAAAUCCCUCGAGAUGAAGGAAGCUCUAGAGAGGGCCCUCGGCUGGUCUGUGAACAUCAUCAGUGUGAGCAGCAGCAGGGGAGGGUUGGCCCUGAGUCGCACCAUAGAGAUCCACACACUCCAGAGAAAGAACACUCCAAGGACCUACGUCAGUUUUAUAGCCACGGAAAUCAAUGGAACCAAUGUCAUACCAAAAGAGACCGUUCAAACUAAACUACUGGAUGAUGAGGAGAAUGUUCUGGCAGAGAUGCAGCAGGUCUUUGGCCCAAGUUUGCGGUAUGAGGUUGUGGAUGACGGCAGUUUAAGCACACCAAACAUCCCAAUCAUCUUGGAAACAGUGAUACCAGUGAUUUUUAUUGUUUCAGCCAUCUCCAUUUGGUGUGUACACAAAAAAUGUCAAUCAAACACAAAGAAACAACACUCAGACAUGCAUCUGUCGAAUAUUGGAGGUGUGGACACCACAGACUAUACUGGAGACACAAGUGAUUUAGCAGGAGACACGGACUCUAUGAGAGAAGGCCCUAAUUUAGCAGGAGACACGGACUCUAUGAGAGAAGGCCCUAAUUUAGCAGGAGACACGGACUCUAUGAGAGAAGGCCCUAAUUUAGCAGGAGACACGGACUCUAUGAGAGAAGGCCCUAAUUUAGCAGGAGACACGGACUCUAUGAGAGAAGGCCCUAAUUUUUGAUUUAGCAGGAGACACGGACUCUAUGAGAGAAGGCCCUAAUUUAGCAGGAGACACGGACUCUAUGAGAGAAGGCCCUAAUUUUUGAUUUAGCAGGAGACACAGGAGAACCUGAUGUCGGAUUUUGCUGCAGACAAGACAUAGUCUCCAGAGGAACUGCAACUGAAGCCUCCACAUACUGUACACACUUGUUUUAAAAUGCAUUCCCUUUUACUAUGUUUACACCUGACAUCCAUUCCGCUAAUGUUAUUAUUUAUAUGCGUAUAUAUUAUUAAGAGCAUUUAUCAAAAUACAAUAAAGGUUGUAUCAGCGAUUGCAGGCCCAAACAUAAAUGAUCACAUUCAUCUAAUCUUUCCUAACGAUUCGCUAGCUGCCCAUCCCAUAAGCAGGCCAUCAAAAAAACACAUCUCUGUAGACAGCCUAGGCCAGGGCUCUUCAAUUGGCGGCCCGGCCGAGUCCGGCCCGCAAGGUCAUUUGUACUGGCCCUUUAAAAAAAAAAAAGUAAGCUCUAGCAGUGCAUGAGCUGUUCUGCACUCUUGCAUCACUCUUGCAUCUAGCGAAAGAAAAACUUGGAGUCUCUCUGUGUCCAUUUAGUGAAUGAUGAAUUUGUGCGUCGCCUUGGCUAUUGCCGUUGUCCUUCAUUUCUUCACGUCUUACAACAUAAUGCAAUAAUAGUCUAGUGAAGUCAGAAAUGAGCCUGUCUAAAGGCCUCUUGGAAAUCAUGUGGCAUGUCACAUUAAAUGCGCACUCUUGGAAAUCAUGUGGCAUGUUAAAUGCGCACUCAAUUGCGAUUCGAAGCAAAAAAGUAUCACCGAUAGCCUAACGAAGGUAAAUUGCGUUUGUAAAUGUGGCGACGGCAAAAUGUUUUGUGCUUAAAGCGAAUCGUAGACUAUAUAAUAACCAAAGAAAGUGAAGGAGAUGCUUUGCACCUCCGUUCACCAAAUAAAGGCCGUGGUUGUGUUUCAAAACGUAAUUUCUGUCAGAAACCAAGUAGGCUAAACGUUUUCAUUGUCAUCGUGAACUAUGCCCAUGUUCAGUAGGCUAUGUUUUUCAUUCAAGCAGUGAUAUUUGGUAUAAUGCAUGGGGUAACGUGACGUACGUCAGAAAAAAAGAUGGGCCUGUCCCUCUCAAAACUUGUUAAAAUAG